CUGUUAGCAGAUAGCUGCUGAUGCCUGCGUACGACCAAUAUGAUUUGAGAGCCUCACUGUUCGACGUCGGGGUUGAAACGACACUGUGUUUGUGCGAUGCUAAUUGUCCCCGACAGCCGGUGUGGGUGGCUCGUUGGUCCAAACACGGAAACUGGGCACGCGACUCUGUUGUGUUCCCUCUUGCUGUUUGCUGUUCUUCUUUCUUCGUCGUCUUCUCCUCUUUCUUCCCCUUCAAUAUCGUAUUUUUACUCGGCAGAUUCUAGCUUAAAUUUAGACGACUCCAAUUUGUGUUCUUAAUCCAUGCCAAACCUGUCAAUUGCGUCCCGAGAAAUGAACGAAUAUGCCGCCGUAUCUUUCUGCCCUCGCUGAUGGGAUAUUCGAAGCCAAGGACAUCGCAUCAUCCACAAACUCCACUAUCGACGCACUGGAAGUCAUCUGUGUGUGGCCCGUCUCGGGCCAAUAUGGUCCUGGGUCACGAGUAUUAUACUACACCCUCGUGGCAGCAUGUAUUUUGGCUAAAAGGGUAGGGUGGGUAGUCAAUGCUUGCUUGACUGCGGCGCUUCUAUUACCCGCUGUUGCGGCAAUACAUGGUAUAGUGCUUACAGCGCUGCACGUUGACGGUGCGGUUGACAUGGACAUUUAUGGAGCAUUCCAGUUGUGCUCAAUUGGUAUCCUGGCUGCUCCCGUGGCCACCAUGAUGUCUAAGACGUACUUCAACGACCCGGGCCGAAACGUCAUAUUCCUCUGGACGAUCUUGCUUCUAUCAGGUCUCAUAUGUCUAGCCGUCGAGUUCUAUCGAAUCGAGACCUUCGACUGCAUCGACCCACAGUCAGGAAACGUAACAUCACCGAGUUUCUCGAACUUCACGUGGGGAAAAGACAACACUUGUAGCCUGCGUUGCUCGACAAAAAAUGGUCCUUUCUCCCCAAUCCGCGGCGGGCCAGACGACAACCUCUACAUUGUACCGGCGCCGGACAAGCUCACAUUUGGCACUGCCACGCUCCUUGCCGCAGCUUGUUGCGUGCACGCCAUACUAUGCCUCAUCUCUAUGCGGAAUAAGAUCCUUGACAACUGGAAAGAGCGGUGGGGGCGCAAAGUCAACAACGAAUCGUUGGAUCAUGUCAUCGAGCACACCGAGCGUGCUACACCUGAGAUGAUGAAGUCAAUUAACGGCAGAAUACAAUUCUUUCUGAAGAUUGUAGCGAUUCCUGUCUUUGGCGGUGCUGGACUUGCCAUUUUGAUAAUCGGUGAGAUGAACUUUUUCAGUCGGCAAGUUCGCUACCAAACAGAGCCAAUCUCCAGCGUCGGUCAAUGGACUCCAAUAGCCGGAACGGUCAUGGCUGUGGUCGGAUCAUUAUACCUUCUAAUGGCCGACGAAGUCGAGGCUGUGAGAGGCGAAUUAGAACUCGGAGUGGGCGACAAGCAAUGCAAUUGUUCCCAUCGAUGCCACCGACAAAGUUUAUUCGCAAGGUCGCCGAGGCGGUCAAGAAGUCGUUGGGCGAGCCGUCGUGGCUCCGAAGAUAACGAUACUAAUCGCGGCAGAAGUCCUUCAGUAGUACUUCAUACUCCCCCAUCGCCGUCAAUAGAAAUGAGUGCCAGACAGUUGUCCUCGCCUUUCACUCGUGACCCUUCUGUGGCGGUCGAAAACGACGGACAAGGGGACCUCGGCUACCGACAUAGGGUGGCCAAGACACUACUGUCAAUCGGCAAUUGGAUUGGCACACCGACACAGGGCUUUUUCGACGACUCGGCGUUCAAGGCUGGGCGAGCUGCAGGAUACCCUCUCAUCCCUGCGGAGUCAUUUCGAAAUGAAAGACUUCAUGGGGGAACGGAGGAAAUGAGAGAGUCUGGAUCGCAUCUGCUGCAAGUCCCGCGGAAUGUUGUACGCCGAGAUAGUUCUUCAACCAGGAUGGGAUAGGCAGAUAAGGUACAUUAGAUUAUCUAGGCUAGCUGAACUCAGGAUGGG
This is a messenger RNA of Ilyonectria robusta, 1966 nucleotides long. RefSeq lists its product as uncharacterized. The record is from RefSeq and is a predicted model, not a curated record. The transcript is spliced from 5 exons. Bases 341 to 1918 code for a protein of 525 amino acids. Lineage: Eukaryota; Fungi; Ascomycota; Sordariomycetes; Hypocreales; Nectriaceae.